Messenger RNA from Sceloporus undulatus (fence lizard), 5248 nucleotides. RefSeq names its product forkhead box O4 (gene FOXO4). The transcript is spliced from 3 exons. The record is from RefSeq and is a predicted model, not a curated record. Gene Ontology annotation, cellular component: nucleus. Lineage: Eukaryota; Metazoa; Chordata; Lepidosauria; Squamata; Phrynosomatidae. Gene Ontology annotation, molecular function: DNA-binding transcription factor activity, RNA polymerase II-specific; RNA polymerase II cis-regulatory region sequence-specific DNA binding. Bases 219 to 1934 code for a protein of 571 amino acids. Gene Ontology annotation, biological process: regulation of transcription by RNA polymerase II.
UCCCAGAUCCCUCCCAAGCGUAUAGUAAACAGAGCCCCGCUGUGGAGGCGGCUUAGUUGGCUGGCGGAGCCGCUGUGGAGAAAGGAGUAGGCCUUGGAGCCGCGGCCUCGAGUGAGGCCUAGAAACCUGUGAGGGAAGCGAGGCGGUGAUGUGGCGGCGGAGGCGGAGAGGCGCCUGAGGGGAAGGAAGGAAGGAAGGAAGGAGGGAAGAGCGGCGCCAUGAUGGCGGAGCCGGCCGGGAGCGAGGCUUCUCCUCCGCCUUCGCCGUCUUUGGACCCGGAGUUCCCUCCUCAGAGCCGCCCGCGCUCCUGCACUUGGCCCUUGCCGAGGCCCGAGGUUCCUCCGCAGCCGCCGCCGCAGACGCCAGGGGAGGCCGAGGGCGGCGGAGGCGGCGGCGGCGUUGGGGCCGGGAGCGGCCUAGGCAGCCCCGGGGAGCCUGGAGGUGGCGUGGCGGCCCAGUCCGGGGCAGGAGCAGGAGGGCCGAGGAAGAGUGGGACUAGUAGCGGCGGCGGCGGUGGCGGGGCCCGUCGUAACGCGUGGGGGAGCCAGUCGUACGCGGACCUGAUCAGCCAAGCCAUCGAGAGCGCCCCCGACAAGCGCCUCACCCUGGCCCAGAUCUACGAGUGGAUGGUCCGCUCCGUGCCUUACUUCCGAGACAAAGGCGACAGCAACAGCUCCGCCGGAUGGAAGAACUCUAUUCGGCACAACCUCUCCCUGCAUAGCAAGUUCAUGAAAGUGCACAACGAAGCGACUGGGAAGAGCUCUUGGUGGAUGCUCAAUCCAGAAGGCGGCAAGAGUGGGAAGGCUCCACGGCGGAGAGCAGCCUCCAUGGACAACAGCAGCAAGUUGGCCAAAGUCCGAGGGAAAGCCUCUAAGAAGAAGGCGGCGGCAGCAGCGGCCAUGCAGGUGGCCCCGGAGCCUACUGCCGACAGCCCAGGCUCCCAGUACCCCCCCAAGUGGCCCGGCAGUCCUUCUUCCCGGAGCAAUGAAGAAUCUGACGUAUGGACCAGCAUCCGGCCUCGGACCAGUUCCAACGCCAGCAACAUCAGCGUGCGGCUUUCUCCAAUCCUGACUGAGCAGGAUGACCUGGCGGAUGAGGAGCUCCUCCCCUCCUUGGUCUAUUCCAGUGCCUCCAACAAUGUCCCCCCGACAGUGACAGAGGAACUGGAACUCAUUGACGGCCUGAACCUGAUGUCACCCAGCUCAUCCCUGUUGCCAGCUCAGCAGACAGCUUCGAGUGGCCUGUCCCAAAGGAACCCCAGCUUUCCCUUGCGAGCCCAGACCUCGGCCGCUCAGGCCUCAUCGUUCAGCAGCUCCCUCUUCAACCCCGUUGAUAUCUCUCUCCACAGCUCUGCUGGCCACUUCUCUGGCCCACAGACCCUGGAAGCCCUCCUGGCGUCCAACUCACCACCGCCCAGUGAUGUGAUGAUGACACAGGUGGAUCCCAUCCUUCCGCAGAGCGGAGGCAGGCUGAACAGCCAAACAUUUCUGCUCCUGGGGGAGCAGUCCUCCAAAACCAAGAUGAGCCUGGUGAACCCACUCAGAAAGUCUUUGGAGCAGCAGCAGCAGUUGGAGUCAUCAAGUGCUACUGCUUUGCCCUCUACCUUUACCAUGGCGACCUCUCCUCAGAAUGCGGCCAGCUUGUCAACUCUGAAGGCAAUGAGCUCGGGGCAGCCUGCUCAGGUGGCCCAACUAGGCACCCAGCCAUCUCUGUCCUCUGCCACUUUUGCCCCCUUCGGAGGGAACCAGGACAGGCUGCCCAAUGACUUGGACGUUGACAUGUAUAUGGAGAACCUUGAAUGUGACGUGGAUUACAUCAUCAACACCGACCUCAUGGAUGGAGAAGGACUGGACUUCAAUUUUGAACCCAUUCCAUCUGCUCCCAGCUACCCCAGUACAUCACAGUCCUCCAGCCAUACUUGGGUACCCAGUUAACUUCAUGACUGACAAAGUGCCCUUCUGGUUCUGGAGCUUCCGCACCCCCCAGAAGAGUGUCCGUAAUGCAAGGAGCACCCAGUGUCUGUCCUACUGCUGUGCAAGCCAGCUGGGAGCCGGGGGGCAAGCUGUGGAAGGAGGAGAGCAAUUCCGUCAAGUGCCACGUCUUUUCCGGUGUUGACCGUCUGCCCUGCCAGAGGAGCCUGAAGAAUGCUCCACUCACGGCCAAAGACUCCUCUUGCCCUGUGAAAGCAUUCUCCAAAUUCUAUGGGUUUUGGACCCAGCCGUGAGGAGUCGUAGGAGGAGGCUGUCUGAAGGAGAGCCUCUUCACCUCCUCCCUCCAGCUGAUUUCUGCCUCAGCUGUUCCUUUUACUUGGCCCCCUAAGCCUUGGAGGGAAGAUGGUCUGCAAAGGACAUGGCUGCCCCUUCUGUUGUGCGCCUUGGGCCUGACUCCUCCUCUUGAUGGGAGAAAACAGAGGCAAAGAGAAAGAGAGAAAGUCAACUCCUCUCUGUGUGGUGGCCAUGUAGAUGGGUGGCUGGAUGGAAGGACUGAGGCAUCUUCCAGCUCAUUCUCACCUGGUUCAGCCAAGCAGCCCCUCUGAGGAGCUGAGGCAGGCUAGACCUGGCCUGGCAAAGGCCCCAUCUGUGCAACGACAUCCCUGAAACUGUGACUGCCCCAAAGCAGGUGCUAUUAAGAGAAGGAGAAGAAGGAAAAGCUGUUGCUAAGAAACCAAAACAACUUCUUUGGGUUUGUUCCUGGGCUGUUGUGCGGAGGAAUGGAAAACCCAGAUCUGGCCUUAAGCAGAGCCCCGAGUGGUAUUCAUGUUUUUUCCUUCAUUUCUUUUCUUUUCUUUUUUUUCUAAUCCAGAAGGGCAUUUUCUACAGAUGAACUAUUUUGGAGCUUUUUUAAAACAAACAAAUAAACAAACCCUAAUCCAGACAGUGGACAGGGCUUUCUGCGGUAGCCUUGAAACCAUUGUUAAGUGUCUCCAUACUGAGUGCCUUUCCCUCCCUCGGACAACGUUGGCAAUGGUGGCGGCAAGCUGCAUGAAGAACAACAACUUGGCAACGUCUUGGGCACGUGAGCUGGCUUGGGGAGGGGUUGGGGGUGGAGGUCGGGGGGAGGAGAAGGGCAGCAAGCCAGCCUUGUUCUUUGGAACUGGGGCAGAUGAGGGAGUUGUACAUUAUAGAUCAUUACCUGUAAAGCUAGCAGCAGAUUAACUAGCAGCUUUUGUAAACCUGAGGCAGGUGGGAGGGAAGGGUGGGGAGAGCAACUCUCUAUAUUUUAACAAGAGGAUCCUAUGAAAUUAUUGGCUAAAUGUGCAGCUCGUUUUCUUGCAGCUUUAUACUUUUGUUUGUUUUGAUACCAGACAGAACACUAAAGCACAUGAAAGUGGGACUUGGUCUGCGGAGGGGAUUAGGGGAAAGCUACUUGGGUGGGUGGAUGGGGGAGAAGUGGGGCGAGAGGCGAGGGGGGCCCUCCUAGCAGCCUUGGGCUUUCAGCAGCUAAUCGUGAAGUGCCAGCAGGAGAUGUUGGACCCUGUAAGCCUGGGAGGAGCUGGGUCACAGCUGCCACUUCUGAGCCCUUGACCUCUUUGUCCAGAACCUCCUUGGAGGGAGGGCUGGCUCAGGUUCACCACAGCUCAGCAACUGCAGCAGCGGCUUUUGUGAUGGUGGCAAGGGGGAUGUCACCAGAUGUGCCUCAAGCCAUCUCCUGUUGCUGAGCCCAGAAGGCCAAAAGCCCAGAGAGAACACUUAAGGGGUAUGUUGGUGAUCAUUGUAUCACUCUCACAAAAGUGUCUUGGGCAUCCAGGAAGGUUUUGAAGGCCACUUUCUGUCCAGAUGCAUAUUCAGCAUAGGAAUUGCGAACACAGGAGGGUCAGGGAUGUAGCCAAGGGGGGGGGAUCUGGGGGUCCGGAUCCCCCCCCUUCCAUUAAAAAAAUGAAUGGUGUGUGCUGCUGCACCACCGCACUCAAGCCCCAUUAUAAUGGUGGCACUUAGUCUGGACCCCCCCCCCUUCCUAAAAUCCUAGCUACGUCCCUGGGAGGGUCCCCUUCCACUGUUAAAAAUCCUCCACAAGAUGCCAUGGUACUACUGUGCAUGCCCCAUUCUGCCCUGGGUGUGCUUGGUGUCCCAUUAGCCUGGGAGAAACAGGGAAGUUUUAGCCCCCUCUUCUUGAGUAGUUUCUUAAAAUGUGCCUCUACAGCCACCUUGCAUUCCUUUCUGCCUUGGGUGCAGAAGGCCCUAGUGCACAUGUGUCUGAAUUUGUAGGGCCCAUGUGAAGGCUGUUUCAUGGUGGGGAAGAGGUUCUGGCAGCCCAUUCUGCAAAAACUUGAGCAUGUAGCCACGCAUUCAAAGAGUGAACAGUGGCAGACCUUAGGAACUGUCUGCUGUUUGUAGGGCCACUUCAGUGACCUGUGUAGACCAUGAAGGAUGAACUGAUCUUUCAUCAAUUGUUUCCCAGGAGAGUAGCUGCGUUAAGUCUGUUGCAGCAAAAAUAACAAAGAGUGUUGCAGCACCAUAAAGAGGAAUGAGUUGUAUUUGGCAUAAGCUUCUGCACACUCCACCCCAUGUGUGUGCUUUUGUUGUGUAUUCCUGUAUGACAGGAGGAUGGACAAAAUGGCCCUUGUGGUCCCUUCCAGCUCUAUGAUUUCUAUAUUAAGAUGCAUCUGAUGAAGAGGGUGGCAGACACUGCAAGCUUAUGUUGCAUGAAACCUGUUCUUCUUUAAGGUGUCAUGGGAUUCUGUAUCAGCUGAUCUUAAGUGAUCUUGAAGAGGCCUCCAGAGGCCCUACCUGAUUUUUUCCCCCUUUCCCUAUCCACUUUGGGGGUAUCCUCAAUGCCAAGAGGAGAGGGACAGUCUUGUUGGAUGUUAAGGGUGGAUUAAUGGAUGCAGGCAGCCCAAGGUCUGGGUCUACUAGCAAAUCAGUGGGUUUGGGGAGCAACAGGGAGUGAAUUGCCUACUGGGUGUCUGUGUAUGUUCCCCAGAGCCUUUAGCUAUAGUACCUAUGGCUGACUUCUGUUCAGGAGAGUGUUCUGGUGGGCCCUGAAGUGGUAGAAGUGACACAGCGUUCUCUUAGGCCCUUUCUUGGUGAGAUUAGUGGUAUGGAGGAGAGCUGGUUUGGACAGGUGUAACCCUAUUUUAUUUGAGCCUUCCUGGUCCUGUGCGUCCGUCCUGUCUCUUGUAACAGCAUUGUCAUCUCUGCCUCUUCUUUCUGGGCCUUCCUAGUGUCUCCCCUCCCCUCUAGAGAGAAGAGCCUGUGUGAAAUGUGCUGGAAAGCAAAAUGUGACAAAUAAAAUCUCUGUAAUCUUCUAA